GGGUUGCACGUGCCAAACAUUACAAACGGAUGGGCAUGGAGAUUCUAGGCAACAGAGGGGAACAGGCGAUAAGAAAUCGGGACAAAUCCAGCACCUCCUGCGUCCUCUCCGCUUUCCAUGGCCCAAGCUCUCAUCUCCUUCUCGCUCAUGCAUGCCACUGCCGCCAAAUCCGCGCGAGCUCGCGCCCUUCCUCGGCUGCUCCCCUCCUGCAAGGCUUCUGAGCUCGUAUCUUCCUUCAAGCGUGGUUGUCCCCAUUGUUUUUGGAUUACAUCUAGGAAGAGGAAAAAUGUAUGCCAAGCAAUGUCAGUUUCCAUCAGGUGUGAGCAGGGUGCAAAGAAGAACAACAGAUUGGAUGUAUGGCUGGGUCGCCUUGCAAUGGUUGGGUUUGCAACAGCAAUAACUGUUGAAAUAGCAACAGGAAAAGGACUUCUAGAGAAUUUUGGGUUCACUACACCACUACCAACGCUAGCAUUGGUUGUAACGGCACUAGUGGGUGUUCUGACAGCAUUCUUUAUCUUUCAGUCUGCCUCUCGAGAUUGAUUGCUCUUUUAAGUGUAUGUAUAUUUUUCAGUUUAAAGGUCUUCCAUUUCAUCAUUGUUUUCAUGCUGAUGUAUUAGCUUCUUAAUGACAGUUUUGUUAUGUAAGGAAGAUGGUUUAUGUAAUUUGUGGAUCGUUUUUGGAUGCUUAUUGUUUUGGAAAUGGCUGAAAAUUGUCUGGCACUGUGCCAUUGUAUAGCAAUACAUAUUCCAAAGUUGCUAUAUUUCCUACCGU
Messenger RNA from Elaeis guineensis (African oil palm), 771 nucleotides. Its product is annotated as stress enhanced protein 1, chloroplastic. The record is from RefSeq and is a predicted model, not a curated record. Lineage: Eukaryota; Viridiplantae; Streptophyta; Magnoliopsida; Arecales; Arecaceae.